UAUUGAAGCCUAGGGAGCGUGCGGGCGGUGCUAGUGGCGGGAGGAGUAAAGAUGGCGGCGCGUGGGUCUCCGCCCUCUGCUCCCGGCUGAAGCGCUCUGAGGGAGGUGGCAGCGGCAACCCGAGCCUCAACAGUAAUUUAGUGUUGGUAGUUUCAGCAGCAGCGGCCGAGGCCGGAGCAAUGGCGGAGCUGGAGCAUAUAGGAGGGAAGCGGGCAGAGUCGGCGCGAAUGCGGCGGGCAGAGCAGCUUCGGCGCUGGCGGGGCUCACUGACAGAGCAGGAGCCUGCGGAGCGACGAGGCACUGGGCGGCAGCCGCUGACCAGGCGCGGGAGCCCCAGGGUCCGCUUCGAAGACGGUGCUGUCUUCCUGGCCGCCUGCUCUAGCGGGGACACCGACGAGGUGAAAAAGCUUCUGGCAAGAGGUGCCGAUAUCAACACUGUCAACGUCGACGGCUUGACAGCCCUGCACCAGGUCUUUACUCAAAUGUCACCUUUGCAGUGAAGCACUUCCUGGCCAUCGUAUCUAAAAAUUUCAGAUGAACUUUCCUCACCUUCUCAUUUUUAAAAAUUGAGGUAAAUUUUACAUAUAGUAAAAUGCCUAGAAUUUAAAUCUAUAGUUUGAUGGAUUUUGACAAUGUAUACAACCAUGUAACCAAUAUGGUUUUGAUAUUUCUCCCACCGAAAUCUCAUGUUGAGAUGUAAUCCCCAAUGUUGAAGGUGGGGCCUGGUGGGAAGUGUGUAGGUCAUAGGGGAGGGAUAGUGAGUGCAGUCUCAGGAGAUCUGAUCAUUUAAAAGUAUGUGGCACCACCCCCGCCAACCUUGUUCCCAUUCUCACCCUGUGAUGUGCCUGCUCCACUUCACCCUCCACCGUGAGUGAAAGCUCCCUGAGGCCUCCUGAGAAGCCAGGCAGAAGUUAGUGCCAUGCUUGAACAGCCUGCAGAACUAUGAAAUAAUUACAUUUCUUUUCUUUAUAAACUAGUCAGCCUCAAGUAUUUCUUUAUAGCAAUACAAGAAUAGCCUAAUGUAGUAACCGCCACCCAAAUCAAGAAAUUGGACAUUUUUGUCUCCUUUGAAAGUUCUGCCCACACCCCUCCAUCCUCCCUCAGG
This is a messenger RNA of Cebus imitator (Panamanian white-faced capuchin), 1105 nucleotides long. RefSeq names its product protein phosphatase 1 regulatory subunit 12B-like. Bases 180 to 500 code for a protein of 106 amino acids. The transcript has 2 exons. The record is from RefSeq and is a predicted model, not a curated record. NCBI's taxonomy places the organism in Eukaryota, Metazoa, Chordata, Mammalia, Primates, Cebidae. Gene Ontology annotation, cellular component: Z disc; A band; cytoplasm. Gene Ontology annotation, molecular function: protein binding; enzyme inhibitor activity; phosphatase regulator activity.